Molecule: messenger RNA, 2139 nt
Organism: Meleagris gallopavo (turkey)
Lineage: Eukaryota; Metazoa; Chordata; Aves; Galliformes; Phasianidae
Source: RefSeq, a predicted model, not a curated record
AUGGUCAUGAAAAGCCAAGAAGUGAACACCCCCCCUCCAUCCUCACACUUGGGACCACCAGUCACUAAGUGUUGCAUAGUGGCCUUCAGUGAGAGAAAUCAGCGCUGCCAUGACUGGGAGAGGGUCUGGUCCACAGGGAAAUCUUAUGGAGAAUAUCAGACUUUUGCAAAACAUUUGCAGACAAGCUCUGACAGCAGCCCUCUCUUGACUUUUGCUGUCUUUCAGGGCUGGGUGUUCAAUGUAGUUCCUUGGCUGGUUGCAAUUCCAACAAGCUUGUUCAGUGGAUUUCUGUCCGAUCAUUUAAUUAAUCAGGGGUACAAAACCAUCACCGUUCGUAAGUUCAUGCAGGUCAUUGGCUCUGGAGUCUCAAGCAUGUUUGCCCUGUGCCUGGGCCAGACAUCUAGUUUUUGCAACGCUAUAGUGUUCGCCUCAGCCUCUGUUGGGCUUCAGACCUUUAACCACAGUGGCAUUUCAGUGAACGUGCAAGACCUGGCCCCAUCGUGUGCUGGCUUGCUGUUCGGUGUUGGAAAUACAGGCGGAGCUCUGCUAGGUGUGGUUUGCGUGUACCUGGCUGGAUAUCUGAUGGAAACAACGGGCUCCUGGAUUUCUGUUUUCAACCUGGUGGCUGCUGUCAACAGUGUUGGUCUCUGUGCGUUCCUGGUGUUUGGAGAGGCCCAGAGGGUGGACACAGACUCUGCCUACAUUGACAUGUAGCAAUGAGUCUGAGGAGCAGUGGAAGGAGCGGGGUGUGUCAUGUCUGUGUGCCACUGAUGCACAAGUGCCAAAGAACAUUAUUGUUUUGUGGGUGUUUUAAUGGGACGAAAAUGACUGGGACCAUGUAUGCAGUGGGUCUGAAUGACACCCACAGCAGAAGACAAAGGUAGAAUUCCUGUUUUGCUCAGGGCAUGGCUGGUGGUUGGUGAGGCCAUCCAGUUCAAAGUCUACAGUGAGAACGUGGCCUUGGUUUGCCCCGGUCCCUUUCAGGGGCCAUGUAUGCUGGUGGCUGUCCUGCUGGACGGGGCUGCAGUUUGCACUCUCAGCUUACAGAGUGCAGAACAUGGGAACGGCUGUGCUUGGCUGCCCUGUGACUGUGUGGGGUAUUUCCAACACAUUGCUUUUUGUCUGGACUAAAAGCAAAAUCCAAAAGAAUGCACCUCUGACCUUAACCGCCCCUCGCGUGCCUUUGUUUUGCAAUCUGCUCUGCAGGUCCAACCCAGGUGCACAUGUGAAAAGGUUGUGAGAUGGAUUCAAGGCUUCCUUCAGGGCAAGUGAGGAUCUCUAGCUGGGAGCCCAGGGCAGGACAUCCCAUCCACACUGCCUUCACCACGCUCCAGCUGAGACCUCAAAGCUCAAGCCCCUCACCAGGGGGGACAUGGAGCUGUGCUGCCCUCGUAGUGCAGGGACAACUGAGGAAUCCUCCGAAGCCAUUUCACUGUAUGCUGUGAAUGUAUGUGAAGGAUUGGUCAUGUGCAAUGCUGUGGAUCUGUGCUCCCUGCUCUGUCAGAGGUGUCCCUUCACGUGCUCUUGAAGCACUGGGGGCAUUGCCAAAGAGCACGCAGUGGGCAUGGUGUCUGCAUGAGGUGCAAAGCCAAUUCCUGCACUGGGGACCCAUAGUGCUGGAUAUGGAUCCACACUGUUCCCUAUGCCAGGGGAAAUACUUGGCUGUUCACCUCUCUGAGUCUGAAUGUCUGAAGUUAUUUAUAAAUAUUUUUAAAUUUAAGUACCAAAUUCUAUAUUUUAUGUACUUGAGGCCUGAUUCUGCAUGCCUGUUUUCUGUGGUACUCCCAGCAAAGCCUAUGGGAUAUCUAAAGGGGAAGGAUUUACCAGCCUACAGCUUCUGCUUUUGUAGGAUCUGUUUUCCGUGUGACAUUUCACAUUAAAGGAAGUCAUUGCUCUUUCUCCCACCCUUCUCUCACAGCUCACCCAGCACUUCAGUGGGUUGACUGCAUUAUCUGCCUCUGUAAACUGGCCAGAAAGUUACAGAUCUAAGUCCAGGUUCCAUCUUCAGAUAUCCUCAGCAAAGCAUUGAACCCCUUUUCCAUAGUUGUACAAUUAUUAGUUUAAUCAGCCUUGCCAAAGCUUGCUAUCAGAGAUUGUGUUAUGGCAGGGCCUACAAAAAUAAAGGCAGCAAAUUGUUUG